Messenger RNA from Spirodela intermedia, 8393 nucleotides. The record is from the annotation of a GenBank genome assembly. Lineage: Eukaryota; Viridiplantae; Streptophyta; Magnoliopsida; Alismatales; Araceae.
AUGGAGCGCCUCUUCGCGAGCUGCAGCCCCGCCUCCUUUCUCAAACCCUUGAGCAUCCCCCAGCGCAGAGCGGAGAUGCCCGGGCCCUUCGCUUGGCGUCUUCUCCCGCCGCUUAGAGCUCCCAAGAUAGUCUGCAUGGCGGUAAUUCCUCACGUCCGUUCGCUUGAAAUCGUCCCAUCGCCAACUAUCGUGCUUGUUUGUUGUUUCAAGGGUCCAUUUGUCUUCCUGUGCUCCGUCGUCGAACCCCAUUUGUUUUUCCACUUUCAAUUAUGAAUUCCUCUUUUACACGAGUAAUAACAUUUGGCGACCUAUGCAAAUUUCUAUCCUAAUUUCCUGUAACUAUAUGACCUAGAAUCGUUUGUACUCUAUGCGGGGAUUCCCCCCAUGGACUUCUGAAGAUGCGUCUGACUUUCCGUAUUUGGAUCUGUUUUCUGAAUGUAGGAACCUUACCUGAUCACGAAACUGGAAUCUGCCGAGAGAACAUGGAAAGAACUAUCGGUAUGCUUGUGUUACAUGUAUGUUGCCCACUAUGCGUAUCUAUUACUGAAGACCAGUUCAUCAUGUCAUCUUGAAGAAAAUUCAUUGCUUUGACGAUAGAUUGCUCUUUUGUUUCGUUUAAAGUUCUACAUAUUAUCCAUGAAUCCAUAUGGAUCGUCCUGAAAAUUUUAUUUAUGUAAAUCCGACAUUCCGUUGAUUUCCUCAGACUUUUCUUGGGAACUUACAGGUGUUAUAUUGGAUGGAAUACUUGCGUGUGGACCAAGUAUUAUUGGCCAGAACUAUGUUUCUCUUUCUUUGAUAUAAAUAUGGGAUUCGUGUAUUUCAUUUUUGCUGGCCAUCCCAAAGUUGAUCCUACAUUUUUUAUCAAUAAUAUUAUCAAUACUGCGACGAUAAUGAUAUCAUGGGCCCAAAUCUCGCAUUCUUCCUCAUAUGGGCUCUUUCAAGCUCCGCACUGCUCCCAUGGAGUGAAGAAGGGAGUUAAGGACGGAAUUAGCAAGUUCAAGUAAACGUGCAAUAUGUGGUCUUUGGUGUGUCCAUAGAGUAAGAAAAAAAUUAAUGGGGAUACUAGGAAGAAAUAUAGUGCUGAUUGGUUGAUACCCCGAAGCCAUCCAGGGAAUUCCUUUGUUUUAAUUUUUUUUUUUUGAAAUCCUGUGUUCCUCCUAAUGGUCAUAUAUUUGAUGACGAGAAUUGAAGGCUCUGCCUACCAGCUCGUGCCAAUGUGAUUUUUAGAAAAGGAAAUUGCUUCUUCGAUUAUGCUAUUCAAGAUUGAUGGACGUCCUCUUCCUUAGGAUGGGGCGGCAACGAAUAAAGAAAAAGGGUUCUGGCCUUUUUGAUAGAUUCAUUUUUUCCAAGAUGAGUUGUGGUUUAUCGAGAGAAACGAAAUUUGGCCACAAUCAGUGGCUUAUAUGAGAGUUGACACCUCAUAUGCAAGAUAUCAGUGGCUUUUAUGUGAUAGCUGCAAUUUGAACAUAUCCAUCUGAUAGCGCUAUGACUAUAUUUGGGUUGCCUGGUUGACGCAUGGCAUCUACAGAAACAUGCUUUCUUCAAGAUUUUUUGGAUACUCGAAUUAGGAUUCUAUCAAUGAACGUUUUGUUCAAAAGCAUACAAUUCUUUUGUUGUGUGAAAUCUACUAUCUUUUCUACCCAUUGGGCCAUAACCCAAAAUCAGGCUUAGGUUGGGCUGUCUUGACACAAUCUCAUUCAGUACAAAGCAAGAUAAACUCGAUUUAGACAACUGGAAGCAAAGAGGCCUAUAAUCAUUUGUGAUCCCACAAGAAAACGAACAAAGUGAAACUUUGAAGCAGAGUCAUAAAGCUUGUAACUGCAGAUCAAGGGGUGACCAGUUUGAACUCUUUUGACCAAAAAAUGGCGAUUUUGUCCAUUUUACGGGAAGAAGUUGCAAAAGUCAUGCAAUAUUGUGAUUAUAAUCCUAAAGAAGGCAGUUUGCAUUAUUUCCUUUGUUUUACUAUUUAUGAACACACUUUACACUCAGUUCAUUUCAAUUCCUAUGAUUAGAUGGCAACUUCAUGUAUCUUCUGUACUUAGAUCUCACUCAGUUGUUGCUUAACUUUUUUUGGUGAGAUUUUUUUUUCUGCCUGUUCUGUAGUGAAACCACUUCUGAUUCUUUCCCUUUCCAGGUUAAGCUAGCAGAUCCUGAUGUGAUAUCAAACAAUAGCGAGUACCAAAAACUUGCACAAUCUAUGUCUGAGCUUGACGAGGUAAUAUGUGACCUUUUUUCUGAAUAAUUUUCAUUCUGGAAGUUUCAACAGUUCUCACUCUGGAUGUAAUUUAUGUAUUCUGAAACAGGUAGUAUCAACAUUUCGGAAAUUCAAAGAAUGUGAGAAACAGAUUGAAGAUGCGAAAGGUGCAGCGCUGCUAUUUUGUAUUUGAUGAUCAGGAGAUGAUGAUGCACACAUUGACACAUGCUUUGUGUCAUAAUUGUAGUGCUGGAAAAAGAGGAUGGAGGUGACCCAGAUAUGGCCGAGAUGAUAGCUUUGGAAGUCGAAACAUUAACUAACCAACUCAAAGAGCUUGAAGAUAAGCUGAAGGUGUUGCAGGAGUUUCAUUUGUUAAUCUCUUUGCAUUUUUUAUCAUUAAUUCACAUAUGAUCCACUCUCUGAAAUAAUCAGAUCUUCAUCUUGGUAAUUUCUGACUACAUAUAAUAUUUUAUUAUCUAUCACUUAUGGCCCUGUCCUCUACAUUGAGGAGUUUCUUAGGCUUGGCCUUGUCUAACUUAUGACCCUGUCCUCUACAUUGGGGCCAGACCAUCGUCUGCAAAUUAUCUGCAUUGGAUCAUUGGAAGUACGAAACAGAACAUGUAAUCAGUGUUUGAUUCGCAUUGUUAGCACAUUGGGCGAGUGCAUACCUCGAGAUGUGAGAAUUGGACCAGUUUUAGACUAAAUACGGUUGGAAUUUUUUUUACAUCUUCCUUUUGCACAAAGAUAUGCAUGCUGCAUAUUCCCGCAGUCACAUUAAGAGAGAUAUAAUAUAAGUCAUAUUUUUUUGAAAAUAUAUUUCUGCGUCUCUUCCUGUCCUUUCACUUGCCCAUUUUAGAACGUGUCACAAUGCUGUUUGUCAACUAGGAUAUAACCUCUUUAGACGACCGUCUGGUCCAACCUUAAUAUAAUCUUGCAUAUUUUCCUUCAAUCCCAUGAAUAGUUUCUUGCUUCUGUCAAGCUUCAUUUAUCUAGCAUUCCUAUUGAUGUUCUUUACCUUUAAGUAACAGGUAUUACUCAUUCCAAGUGAUCCUCUUGAUGCGCGGAAUAUACUGCUCGAAGGUAGAUAUUUUUUCUGGUGAAAACUGGUUUUUUCUCUAUCUAAUUUGUAAUUCGUGCCUGUAAACUAUGUUCUAUAUUCCUUGGAGCCUUUUUUAAAAGAAAGUGACGAAUAUCAUCGUUUUUUGUUAAAAGCUUUCGUCAUUUCUUGUCGAUGAUAGUUUCAGCCGUUAUAUUCCAUUUAUCUUUCCGAAAGUUUCUGACGUGACCUCUUUGUUCUUUUCUUGUGUUAUUAUUAUGUCUGCAAUUUGUUAUUUCAAAUUCUAUCAUCAAUUUCGGCAGACACUGUAAAAAGUGGUUUCAACGCUAUGAUUGCUUUUUAUAUAACAUGUACUUAAGUGCUGGCAUCGCUCGUCUUUGUAUUUUAUUUAGUAUGCUACUGUCCAGUGUGUAAUUAUUAGGACUGGCUAGGUUAAAAUUAUUCCUGUGAUUUCAGAUUCUAACCCUAUGAAAUAUUAAUCUUCGACCUGAUAAGAGGACUCAUUGAUAAUUAAUCUGUGAUAUCUUGAUAUCCCUUAUUUUUUAUUAGCUGUUAUUCAUUUUGGUAUAAACAAAGUAUGAUUUCUGUGCGAAAAAUAACAGUAGUUUAAUUUAUCGACAUGGCUGUUCAAAUAGUAAAGACCUUCUUAGGCUGUGGGCAAUGCACAUGAUUUUUUUCCUCUCAAAAAAAGAAGAAUAUAGCUUCUUCAGCUUAAAGGAUGCUUCUUGUUGUUGUCUACUACUUUGUACUUCUAUUAUUAGUCUUUUGUGAAUGAUAUUCGUUAGCAGUUAUGGCUCACUUUUGCCUUACACUUGACACAACUUUUUACUUCUUUUCCAUGGUUUUCUUAUGCUGCAAUUUUUUUUUUCAUUUGUUUUUCAAUAUCCUGACCUUUUUUCUGCACGUUGGGAAACUAAAUUGAUGAUUUUGCUUUGGCAGUACGGGCUGGCACGGGUGGUGACGAGGCAGGAAUAUGGGCAGGCGAUCUCGUAGGUGACUUCGAUUCUGUCCUUUUUAAUAAUCAAAAUGGAUGACAUUCAUGGGUUUUGGAGUCAGCGUUCAGAUGUUGUGAUAUGUUGAAGUUUUUACGUAGUUAUUGCAAAGAAGGAAAUAGAAAUUGGUGGCGGUGGAGAGAUCUUUUGCUUGUCAAUCUAAGCCAUGGUUCAUAACUGGCAUAUAAUGUCUUCUUAUGACUUCGCCAGUUGAUUACAAGAAAGGAGAGACAAACUAGCACUUAAUGCGAGAGGCUUUCCCGUUGGUUCACUUUGUAGGUGACCACAUCUUAUUUCUUCCCUCAUUCCACAUGGAGGAAGCCAUCAGGAUCCACAUCUUCGCAGUUCCAUUCCUUCUUUUUUUUAAAAAAAUCUGAAUUCGUCCUCCAUUAUACUUACAUUCCAAAAAACAUUCCUCCAUUUAUUUCCAUAUAAAAAGUUGUCGCCCUAAAACGAAAUUAAGCGUAAAUCUUAGAAAAAAGAUCUUUAUCAUGGGAUACAAAAGGAUCAAACAAGCUAGCUACCAAAAAAUUCAUUAGUGAUGGUCUUUUUGCCAUUAUUCUAUUUUGCUUUUGCUAGGCUUUAAAGGUAUAUAUAUUUUUGAUCUUGUUUUGCAAUAGUUUGGCAUUACUUGGUUAAUCGCGUACAGUCUUCAUAGCCUUUUAUGAUUAGUUUUCUCCUUGGCGACUCACCAUCAACUCAUUUAUUUAUUUUUGGUUAUUCACCUGAGCAAUUAUGAUAUUGAAGCAGAUUCAGGGCAAGUGGUCAGAUCUGUUAUGACUUAGCGAUUAAGUGGAAGACCCUUUUUUUCUAUUCCAACUACUAAUAUGAUUUUGGUUUUCCUUUGUAGGUUCGCAUGUACCAGAGAUAUUGUGAGCUUAAUUCUUGGAGGUUCACGACAGUCUCUUGCUCAGAUGUAUUCAACAAGCCUUUCCUUGCUCAUUUUGACUCGGUGUUGUAUUUACUUGACUAAACACGUUUAGUUCAGGCUGAAAAAGGUGGAUUCAAGACGUAUGUCAUGGAAGUGAAGGGAAGGAGCGUUUACAGCAAACUGAAGUAUGAAUCUGGUGUUCAUCGUGUGCAACGUGUUCCUCAGACUGAAGCACAGGGUCGUGUACACACUUCAACAGCGACUGUUGCCAUCAUGCCUGAGGUAAGUUUUCCACAUUACAUUUCAUUCUUCAGCUGUCACUCUGACUAUUAGAGUUUGUACCUCCAACUGUCCAACUACAGUGGGUGAACUCUUUGUGAAGCACAUAAAAUUCUUAGCUAGUCGAUUUUAAUCUAGUUUAUGGUCGAAGCAUAUAUCCCAGAUUGUUUUUCGAGCUCUUGCUCCAUGAUUUCCUUUCUGUGUCACUGGCAGCCUCUUGGGGGGGGGAGGGGGGGGGGACAGAUAUUUGGCGUUCCUCUAAUGAUAUCAUGGUCCAGCAGUACGUUCUUCGUUAUGGAUUCUUUCAUUUCUUUUGGUUUUGGUUUAAUAUCAUGUUUGCUUGGCUCCGUCAUUUUUUGCCAUCCCAUUGGACGACCAGAGUUACAUGCUUUAGCAGAAGAUAAAUUCCCAAUUCGAAAAAUCAGUCUUUUAAUGAUCUGCCUCCACCAUAAAAUAUUUUAUUUUUAUCAAUUUUAUGGUGUCAGCCAACAGUUUGGAAUCCUGUUGCUGGUUAAGUUGAGAUUUUCCAUUGAAGAAAACUACAAUUGAUCUCCUCUGUGUCCUUAGUCUCUUAUUUUGGAAGAACUGAGGAACUUAUUAAGAUGAUUAAUGAUGAAAGAAAAGGCAAAAUAAUUAUAAUAGUAGGCGUGGAUUUUUUUCGCCUCCUCACUGAUAAUCUUUAUCCCCACUUCACUUUAUUAUUUUUAUGGUAGAUGUUUAAUGAACGCUGCUAUACUGAUGAAAAUAAAGCAUAAAAACACAGUGGAAAUUAAAUUACAAGAGGUCAAGAAGUCUCUGGAGUAGCCCCAGUAGAAGAACAACAUGCUGUUGCCUCACUGUUGGAACGAGAUCUAUCCUCACAUUAGCAUCAGUUGCACAACGGUGUAAUGACUGUUGCUACCAUGAUUCUCUGAUUAUGAUAUGCUCGAAGAUUAGCCGAAUUUCAGAGAUUUUAAGAUAAUUCUUACGGGUUAAAAAACAACUUGGUACCAUUCGAGUCCAAAAAUUUCCCACCUUUUCAGCUCAACGUGUUUCUGGGUCAGGCAACCUUGCUGCCUGCUUGCAAUUAAUUCAGAUUUGAGAGAUACAUGCAUACCAUAUUGUAGAGAAAUUUCCACCGAGCUCAAAUCGUAGAAAUAAGCAAAUCUACUAAGAGGAUGAAUGGAUCUUGGUGCAUCCACUUUCUACUUUCCCAUCGAAUAUGGUCUUUAAUGGACUGCCUAGUAAAACUGGUGUCUAAAAGCGAUAUAAUGGUAUAUUUGGGCCACUAAUACCUUCUCGUGCCUUUCCAAGGACUAGUGGUGUAGAUCUUGUUCACUUAGAACACAUUCUCUAGCUCAAGUGCACGAGAGCUUCCCAUAUUUAAGCAUGUGUUCCGUGCAGAUUAUGCGAUGGAUUUCUCUGAAGUUAUGACGCCCUUCAUUUCAGGCAGAUGAAGUCGAAGUAGUGAUUGAUCCCAAAGAUAUUGAGCUUACUACAGCAAGGUCUGGUGGUGCAGGAGGUUUGAACUAGAACGCAAACCUGAAGGCCCAUAGCAUAAUCUGCAGGACCCAGUUCAGAUAUCCUUGAGGCUGUUCCUUCCAGUGGGAUCAUAUCCACUAAUUUUUGUCCCAUGCAGGGCAAAAUGUCAACAAGGUCGAGACGGCGGUUGACCUUUUCCAUAAACCAUCCGGGAUCCGUAUCUUCUGCACUGAGGAGAGAACCCAACUGAAAAACAAAAAUCGCGCGUUUCAGCUGCUGCGUGCAAAACUGUGAGUCUUCUUCAUCUGGAAUCCCAUCGUUGUUAGAAUCCAGUCCCUUGAAAUUCUCUUUCCUUCAUUCGUUGAUUUUCUCCGAAGAUGAGUACUACUUCUGCUCAAACACUCGACCCAAUCAUUGAUGAUUUUCUCAUAGACUCUGGGCAUGGAUUCCUUGGGCAUUUCUUUUGAGCAUGAUAUGACCCAUUUUUAUGUAAGAACAAGGAACAAAAGUCCAUUUUUUGUUGUUUUCUACCAUUGAAGGGUUGAAGUUUCCAAAAAUGGAAGAUACAGAUCCUGAAUUUAAAUUAUUUUUGGAAACAUAUCAAUUGACAGAACCCUUGAUAAAAGCAAGAGAUGCUGUGUAUGAAUCACUCACAUAUUCUUCUGAAUUAUAUGUGACGUGUGAUUUUCUCUAAAGAUUCUCUGAUGCACACUUGACUGCAGAUACGAGAUUAAAGUGAGGGAGCAGCAGGAAUCCAUAAGAAAUGAGAGGAAGUCCCAGGUAUGAGAGAAAUCGGGCUCCAUGUGAAGUAGAUUCUAUCCUGUCUCUGCAUGCCGUACAACAUCCCAGCCUGUUCUUUAUUUAUUCUUCCUCAUCUAUGUUGUUUGUUCUUACCGAAUGAUUUCUUUCACAGCAGCCGGCCCUUCUUGAUUGCCUCAACAGCCGAAUCAGUUCUUAUUAAUUCCUUCCUAAAAAUUUCCAGAAUGGAAGAAUGCAUGAGACUAUAUCUUUUUUCUUUUAAUUUGUGCGUAAUAAUAAAUCGGGGAAUUUCUCUCUGGAUGCAUUUCCUAAUUACCCAGAAAUAUAUUAAACUGAGAUUGAAAUCUUGAGAAAUAGGAUUGUGAAGCAAGCUACUCGGAUGAAAUUGGCAGGUGGGCACUGGCGCUCGUUCCGAAAAGAUUAGAACAUAUAAUUACAAGGUGAAGCUUGCCCUCUUGUUUUUUUUAUGAUUUUUUUUUUAUUUCUUCUUCACCGGAAAUGGAAAAAUAGUUAAUUUAUGUAAUGUGGGACUGACCAAUUUUAUAGGACAACCGAGUAACUGACCACCGUCUGAAGAUGAACUUUGAGCUCACGUCGUUCCUCUCUGGUGAUAUCGACGCGGCUAUUCAGGUCAGUCAGCUCCUCCUGUUCUCACCAUUCCUUCUCUCACCUCAAUCGGCCCGGUAUUGAUGGGUGGACUUUCUGCAGUCUUGUUCGGCGUUGGAGCAGAAGGAGCUCCUGGAGGAACUUGCCGAGUCCGUCAGCUCAUCGGCUCCCUAA